UCCCAUCGCCACUCGCCACGCGCUCUGCGGGCGUUAGAAACACCCCCUCCGACGGCGACGUUGUGGUACGCGUACGUAGAAACACCCUCGGAGCGUAGCACCGAACCGACGCCUUCAGCCGACUCACCGAGUCGAAUCUGUUUAUUUGGGUCGAGAGCGACCCAGGAUCGCCGACCAAUUACUAUCCCGUCUGAGGUGUUACGAGAAAGCCUUCCCACGAGAGGGGCGAUCACUCGCCGCGCGCGCGCGAGGGAGAGAGAGAGAGAGAGAAAGAGGGAGAGAGGAGGUCUGGAAACCGAGGCGGCACGACUCCCGCAAUAUCAUGACGCUUUAACGGAACAUGACUUCUGUCCUCCCCGCCCCGACCAGAGACGCCAGCCCAUCCGUACUUCUCGUGCGAUCAGCCUCAAUCGCCACUAUGGCGCAGGAACCGACGCCGCCGCGUAAUGUGAAGCAGGAGGAGGACCCACAGCGUGGCCGUCGCCGGAGCCGCUCCCUAGACAAGGAUAUGAUGGAUGGAAAUGACAGUGACCCGGCCGGCGAAGGUGACACCAAGAACGACAAUUCGUCCAACUCAGACGGGCCGGUGAGAAAGCGGAGGCGGAGUCGCAAAGGCUUGGACAAGAAGUUCGAGUGCCCGACCGAGGGGUGUGGCAAGAGUUACUCGAGGGCCGAGCAUCUAUACCGGCACCAGCUGAACCACUCUCCGAAACAAAUCUACCGAUGCGACUUUCAGGAUUGCAAGCGCCAGUUCGUCCGACUCGACCUGUGCAACCGUCAUAAGGAUCGCCAUACUGCGAAGGGGUCUGCGCUGAACCGAAAAGACUCCCUCAUCAGCCAGACUUCUCCCGUCGACAACGUAAGAGCUCCGUACCCUACGCCUGCUGCCGUCUCCCCCGACUCCGACAGGCUCGGGCCAGGUUAUACUCAAGGACGCGGAGCUCACUUUGAAUAUCAGUCACCAAAAGACCCUAUGGCCACCCCGUACACGCCGGUAGCCAGCACGCCUCCGACGGGGUUUCCCCAUACUGGACCUUCAAACGGAGUGGACGGCUAUGUACACCACGAACCCGGCUAUCCCGGUCCUCACGGCACCCGGCAUCCGCACCACUCCCCUACGGGUCCUCCGCGGCCGACUGUCCAAACCAACGUCAGCGGCCCUUACGGCGUCAUAUCGCCAGUAUCCACGCAACACGGCAGUUACCACAACCCCCUUACGAGUACGCCCCAGUCAGCCACGGCGAUGCCCUACGUCACCCAGCAGAACUUGACGCCUUUCACCUUGCCGCCAUCUGAUUUCCCGACCACGACAGCUGCUAGCAUCCCGAGGGAUUCCGGGCAAGGCUAUCCGCACACGGCCUCUAGCGACUAUAACGAACACGCGCAAGCCCAGUUGAACGGCGAAAUGAUGCUGCUCGACCAGAUGACAACUCAAACUACGAUCCCGGUAUUCGGCAGCGAUGGCGUUCUGAGUAAGUCUCCGUACGUCGCGAUUCCGGAGGAUUUCUUCGCGUAUCUCUUCAACACAAACGGGCCUGACGGUUCACCUCAACUGGGCCACAUGAUGCCGCAAAACCAGUAUGCCAAUUACGCAGAGCAUCAAUAUAGCAUGCCGUAUUACGGGACGGACAGUGCGUCUCUGGGCUAUUUCCCGCCCUCUAAUCAGCCGCAGCAGGUCAUGGCCGUGACAAACCUUCUCGAUCCCAACCUUCCCGAGUCUCUGCUGUCGGAAGAGAAGAGCCAGGAGAUCUUCGACUUCGUUAAGGAACGGUUUCACGAGAACGACCAUGCGCCGGUCGAGCGCCAAAGAGAGAGCAUCCUGGAUGGGGAUAGAAGCGACGAAAAUCACAUGCUAAGCCGCAAGAUGAUGCAACAGUACAUAGGAUCCUACUGGGUCCACUUUAGCGACCAGAUCCCCAUUCUCCAUAAACCGACCUUCUCCCCGGAUCGGACGCCGAAUCUGUUACUGAUAGCCGUCAUGGCGAUCGGCGCCGCCUGCUUAGACCGGACCCACGGGCCGAAGGUCAUCAGGGCAGGGUCCCAGCUCUCCAACUUCUUCGCAUGGCAUUUGCGAUGGGAGGUAUUCAUGGACGUGAAUUUCCGACCGCCCGCGAAACUCUGGAUCUUCCAGACCCUGAUACUAUUAGAGCUUUACGAGAAGAUGUACUCGACGAGGGAGCUUCACGAGCGAGCCCACAUCCACCAUGCGACAACGAUCACGCUCAUGCGGAGAGGGAGGUCGCUGAUUGGGAAGUCCGCCCUCGACUCGCCGCCUAAUCCGCGUGACGAGAAGCAAGGCGCGAGCGGUUCCCGGCAUUCCUCUACGUCGGGGCUUGCGCAUACGCCAGACGAGUGGUGGAACCACUGGAUCACGAACGAGACCACUCGGCGCGCUGCAUUCGCCGCAUUCCUCAUCGACUCUAUCCACGCUACAAUGUUCGGCCAUUCGACGGUGAUGGUAGCGCACGAGAUGCGCCUGCCCCUGCCGUGCGAUGACCGACUCUGGAAGGCCACCAGCGGCGCCGAAGUGGGGAGGAUCGAAGCCAAUCUCAUAUCCAACGGAGUCAAACCCAUCUCGUUUCUCGAAGGGCUGAAGCGGACGCUGGCGGGACAGGAGGUUCAGACGAACCCCUUUGGUCGCCAAAUCCUCAUGGCGGGGCUGUUAAGUGUCAGCUGGCACAUGAACCAACGCGAUCUCCAAGUAAGCUCGCUUGGUGGGGGUGUGCAGCAGGCUCUCGGCGGUCGCGACAAGUGGCGGUCGACGCUUACCAAAGCGUUCGACUCGUGGAAGACCGACUUCGACAAGUCGUUGCAGCGCGCCGACACGGUGGUCGACCCGUACAGCUACGAGAAGCGGAGCGAGGCUAACGUGGUUUUCGAAAGUCGGACCGUGCUGCACCACCUGGCGCACAUGGCGAUGCACGUGGAUAUCGUCGACUGUCAAAUCUUCGCUCGCGCGAAACGGCUGCUCGGCAGGGCGAUCGGCACCCAGGACCUGACCAGCGCGCAGCGAAGGAUGAAAGACCUCUGGGCGCCUUCGGCGAAGGCUCGCGAUGCCACCUUUUACGCCGCGAAAUUUCUGUGCUCCGUGCUACUUCCCCCGAAUUCGGCCCCGCGGUCGGACGGGUACAGCCAUCACCAGUCGGCCGUGGUCACAUAUCUGGCCAGAGACGACGUGCUGCUGAAUCGGCCGUGGGUGCUGUAUUUUGCCGCGUUAGUGGUAUGGUGCUACGGCUUCGCGCUGGAGGGACCGUGCCCCGGAGUCCCCAUCCCCACCACGCCGCAGGAGAAGAUGAGCCAGAUGCGGGAGUAUCUGCUAAGAGUUGGCUCGGUGGGAUCGCCAGAAGACCUCAAGGGCAUGAGGGGGGUUAACAACAACAGCGCCCUGCUCGUCGUCCUAAAAGACUCGUUCGAAUCGACACGGUGGGAGCUGCUCCACGAAGGUGCGACGUUGCUGAGCAAUUGUAUAGUGCUCAACAGCGGUGCGAGCGUUGGUUGACAGGGUUCCCCGCCAUCGCACAACACGACGGGAUUGUCAUGAAUAGGAAACGCAAUAACUCACGACGAUCUGAGAACCAUCGAUGCACGAAGGAAAGGGUAACGGAUCAUGGAAGAGCAAGGUGACAUAUUAAAAAAAUCCUUCUCCUUUCUUUUUUUUUUCUUCUUUUCGGUUUGCUGCGGGGACCACACACACACACAUAUACACACAUAUCUAUCUCUAUAUAUAUAUGCCCUACCUACCGCCUACCAGAGAUGUGUACCUAGGAGGGGGGAGGGGAGGGAGAUUUGUGUUGGCGGGCUGA
Messenger RNA from Durotheca rogersii, 3803 nucleotides. Its product is annotated as fungal-specific transcription factor domain-containing protein. Lineage: Eukaryota; Fungi; Ascomycota; Sordariomycetes; Xylariales; Xylariaceae. Gene Ontology annotation, molecular function: zinc ion binding; DNA-binding transcription factor activity, RNA polymerase II-specific; RNA polymerase II cis-regulatory region sequence-specific DNA binding. The coding region runs from base 341 to 3499 and encodes 1052 amino acids. The record is from RefSeq and is a predicted model, not a curated record. Gene Ontology annotation, biological process: regulation of transcription by RNA polymerase II; DNA-templated transcription. The transcript has 3 exons. Gene Ontology annotation, cellular component: chromatin.